Messenger RNA from Strongylus vulgaris, 1141 nucleotides. NCBI's taxonomy places the organism in Eukaryota, Metazoa, Nematoda, Chromadorea, Rhabditida, Strongylidae. The record is from the annotation of a GenBank genome assembly.
UAUAUAGCAGCGGCAGGCGUCACACUAUUUGAACGAGGGAAGGGAAGAUGAAGAAAAUGUGAAGAAAAAGCACACACUGGACAGCGAUGAGGAGGAGGAAGAUGAUCAUAAGAAACUUGAUAUGAGAAAGGUUGAAGGGCAAGAGGAUUCCACACUUGACUUCGACGGCUCCAUGAAAAUCACCGCUUUCAAUAUGAAAGAAGAUAUGGAGGAUGGACAUUUUGAUGAUGCAGGAAAUUUUAUAUUCGAUAAGAAAGAGAAAGUAAGUGGUUUUCUCCUUCAGGAAAUCAAGGAUGCAUGGCUGGAUGAUAUCGAUUGGACUACCAUAAAACAGAAAGCCGGCGACCAGUGGGAGCAAUCAAAUGACAAGGAUGAUGACGACGUUGCCCCGCCGACACUCAAUGACAUACGUCGAAAGGAAAUUUUUAGUUCUUUAAUCUCCCGUAUGAAACCCAAUCAGACUGUUGCUAAAGCUCUUGCAGAACUGAAGAAGGCGAAAGGACUAUCCGCUGCUGAAGAGCGGAAGCUAAGAUGGAAAGCCAAAAAGGAAGGAAAAACGAUGAGCGAAACUGACUCCCAAAAGGAAACACAACUGAUUAGCGGGUUGGCAGACGAAUUGAUUUCUGCUGGUCAUUUGUUAUAUUGGUUAACGAGGACAAGAAAAAUUAGUUCACCACGAUAUCAGGUCUUGAGAACAAUUUUUGAACUGCAUUUGAUCUGCGAAGCUCGUAAAAAUUUCGAAAUUUUAAUAAGUUGUUUUUACUCUCUGAUGGCUGAUGUGGGAUUUGACAGGCUCAUUCGCUUAUCUUUUCAGAUGGAUGUUUAUGAAUGGACACGAGAAAAGUUUGAGUUUUUAGUAAAAAAGCUGGAAAGUACGGCUGUGGACUCUGUCGACAUGUUCUCAGAUGAGCCAGCUACAGUAUCAUCUGCUCAAGCUGCAGCUUCGUCAAUCAUGGAUGAAGAAGAGCAGCAGUGGGAGUACAAGGACUCAGAAUCGAGUGAAAUUCAGGGUCCCUUUUCAUCAUCUGAAAUGGCUCGACGUCAGCAAAAUGGGAAGCUGUCAAGCACCGGCCUGGCCAGGAAAUCUGGGGCUGCUUCAUUUAAUCCCGUAGCGCGCAUAGAUUUUGAGCUGUACUGUUGA